AUGAGGAUCAUCAUUCUCUAUACAGAAUCUGCAGCUCUCACCCGUGCCUUCAUUGCCUACCCCGAGCUGAUGGGUAAUAAAAACAGUGUGACAGAAUUCAUUCUAUUGGGACUUAUGCCGAAUCCAAGGAUGCAGAAAGUCAUCUUUGUUGUCUUUUUAAUCAUCUACCUCAUCACCAUGGUGGGAAAUCUAAUCAUUGUUGAAACCAUAACUGCCAGUAAGGCUCUGGACUACUCCAUGUAUUUCUUUCUGGCCUAUUUGUCUUUUAUCAAUGCCUGCUAUUCUUCUGUCAACACACCGAAACUGAUCAGUGACUCUCUCUAUGAGAAGAAAAUCAUCUAUUUCAAAGGCUGUAUGACUCAGGUCUUUGGAGAGAAUUAUUUUAGGAGGGCCAAAAUUAUUCUCCUUACAGUCAUGGCCUGUGACCAUUGCAUGGCAAUAUGUAAGCCGCUGCAUUACACGACCAUCAUGAACUGGCAUGUGUAUGGUGUGCUGGUGGGGGUUGUCUGGAUAGGAUGCCUUGUGUAUGCGACCAUCCAGAUUCUGUUCAUGGUCGAUUUACCCUUCUGUGACCCCAACAUCCGCGAUCAUUUCCUGUGUGAUUUGCACCCUUUGCUGAACCUUGCCUGCACAAACACCCACACCCUUGGCCUCUUUCUAGCCACCAGCAGUGGGUUGAUCUAUUAA
Molecule: messenger RNA, 687 nt
Organism: Tachyglossus aculeatus (Australian echidna)
Lineage: Eukaryota; Metazoa; Chordata; Mammalia; Monotremata; Tachyglossidae
Product: olfactory receptor 4C13-like
Exons: 1
Coding region: 1-687 (228 amino acids)
Biological process (GO): G protein-coupled receptor signaling pathway
Cellular component (GO): membrane
Molecular function (GO): olfactory receptor activity
Source: RefSeq, a predicted model, not a curated record